AUGUACAGGCUUAAUGUGUUACCGAAUUACGAAGUAAUCAUCUCUGGAACUGAGCUUGACAUUGCCAUUCCUAGUCCUACUAACUACAACAUGCCAGAGAACAAAUCCAAAUUACGGGACAUGGUCAGAAAUGCCAAAGAACAAAAGCUGAAGUUGGCUAAAGACAGGAUGGCUAUGAUAAAACUAUCAGAGACGCUCAAAAAUCAAGAAAAGUCGUUAAACAGCGAAGAGGAAAUUCUUAAAAAAGAAAAACUAGCUGUUCAGCAACAACGCAUGGAACUUAAUGAAUUAAGGGCCAAGCUCAGCCACGACCAAGCUAAGUUGAAUCAACUUACUCCUCCCCUUUGUGAGCAAAUAAAAACAUUUUGUCCUUUUAAACACAAAGAGGGCUAAUUUUUAUUUAAAAUUAUAUAUAAAUUUAUAGAUAAAUUUAAUUUUAAAAAUGUAUUUUCUAAAUGCAAGCUGCUUAAAAUUAAAUAAAAUAGCUAGACAUUUCAUUAAAAAUUUCAUAAAAACAAGGAUUUUACAAUAGCUUUGUUUACUCACGUAGGGGGGAGAGUUAGAGAAAAGUUGGGCGCGGAAAACGAGCAAGUCAGCCAAGCACUUGAAGAGCUGCGAAUAAAAGCUGUUGAACUGAACAAGCAAAGAGGCGUCGUAAAGAAGGCAUCUCCUUUAGGAGAUAGAAAAGCCCAGAAAAAGAGCACGUGGUCAGAGAUCCAAAAUUUGAGCGAAGAGUUUGUGUGAUCGAGCAUAAAACCCACCCCUGCCCUCACCACUCCAAUACCAAACUACAUAGUCUUGAUAGCAAGAGAUAUUAUAAAUAUAUGGUAUUAUUUUCGCUCCUAAGCUAUUAAAACGCGAUUUUAACAUGCUUACAUAUAUAUUUAGUACUUUAUUUCAUGUCUCUCCUCUCUGCAAAAAUUUUUAGACUAAUAAAUAAAGGAGCUAGCACAUAAUUACGCUGUAUAUUGCUUAAUUAUCGCAUUUUAACAGAUUAGAAGCCAAAAUACAGUAAUAUCCCUUAUUUUCUUAUUAUCAAGACCGGGCAGUUUGGCAUUGAGGGGGGUUUAUGCUUGACCAUUUGUGGACGAACUCAGACAGGAAAACAAAGAAAGAAGCAUCAAAGUCAGGAUGGAAAAAAGACAAAAUUCAUUAGAAAUCUGGCUUUAA
Messenger RNA from Blepharisma stoltei, 1170 nucleotides. The record is from the annotation of a GenBank genome assembly. Lineage: Eukaryota; Ciliophora; Heterotrichea; Heterotrichida; Blepharismidae.